CGCCAGAGCGAGGCCGAGAGCAGAGCUGGUCGCGUGAGGCGCGGCGGCUCCGCUUCAGGUGUGACAGGCAGCGGCGGCCCGGCUGAGAGCGAAGGGGCUAGCGCGAGCCCCUGAGCUGUGUAAACGCGGUUACCAUGGACGGCCCGGAUGAGGGGCCUCCGGCCAAGGCCCGCCGUCUCAGUAGCUCCGAGCCCCCUCAGAGCGAGCUGCCGGCGCCGCCGCCGCCGCCGCCUCUCCUGCGCUUGCCCCUGCCUCCACCUCAGCAGCGCCCGAGGCUCCAGGAGGAAACCGAGGCGGCACAGGUGCUGGCUGACAUGAGGGGGUUGGGACUGGGCCCCGCUCUGCCCCCGCCUCCGCCCUAUGUCAUUCUGGAGGAGGGGGGGAUCCGCGCGUACUUCACCCUGGGGGCUGGGGGUCCCGGCUGGGAGCCCGCGAUCGAGUCGGGGUACGGGGAGGUGCCCCCUCCCACGGAGAGCCUGGAAACGCUGUCUCCCUCGGAGGUUUCUGGGGGAAGCCUGGAGAUUGACUUCCAGGUGACGGAGCCCAGCAGCUUUGCAGGAGAGAAGGCCCUAGAAACCUGUAGCGCAGCGGGGCGGGGGUACCAGAGAUUAGCCGGUCCAAGGGGGAGGGAAGAGACUGUCAUCAUCGUGGAAGACGACGACGAGGAUGAAAAGGAAAGUGUGAGGAAGAGGAGGAGGAGGAGGAAGAGGAAGCCCAGGAAGGUGAAGAGGGAAAGCCGAGAGAAGAAUGCCGAGAAGAUAGAGUGCAUCCUGCAGGCGCUGGAAAACAUUCAGCUGGACCUGGAGGCGGUGAAUAUCAAGGCGGGCAAGGCCUUCCUCCGUCUGAAACGCAAGUUCAUCCAGAUGCGGAGACCCUUCCUGGAGCGCAGAGAUCUCAUCAUCCAGCAUAUCCCAGGCUUCUGGGUCAAAGCAUCACUCCUUGACCUAAACUGCUCCCUCCAUCAGUUCCUCAACCACCCCAAAAUUUCAAUCUUGAUCAACCAACGCGAUGAAGACAUUUUCCGCUACUUGACCAAUCUGCAGGUACAGGAUCUCAGACAUAUUUCCAUGGGCUACAAAAUGAAGCUGUACUUCCAGACAAACCCCUACUUCACAAAUAUGGUGAUUGUCAAGGAGUUCCAGCGCAAUCGCUCGGGCCGGCUGGUGUCUCACUCCACCCCAAUUCGCUGGCACCGAGGCCAGGAACCUCAGGCCCACAGGCACAGGAACCAGGAUGCCAGCCACAGCUUCUUCAACUGGUUCUCAAACCAUAGCCUCCCAGAGGCUGACAGGAUUGCUGAGAUUAUCAAGAAUGACCUGUGGGUUAACCCUGUGCGUUACUACAUGAUGGGAGAAGGGGGCUACAGGGCAAGCAGAAAGAAGCAAGAAAAGGAGGAAAGUAAAAACAGGGAUGAAUAUGAGGUGGUGAUUGUGGAAGACUCCGAUGACUAUCACAUCAUGGAAGACAUUAUUGGAGAGACCUCAGACAGUGAUGGUAUCACCGACAAUGAGACCAUUCAUGACAUCAAGAUCUCUGACUUCAUGGAGACCACUGACUGCUUCGAGACCACUGACAACGAGAUAACUGACAUCAACGAGAGCCUCUGUGACAGCGAGCGCCCUGACCACAAUGAGAGCCUUGACAAUGAGACCACCGACAACAAUGAGAGCCCCGAUGACAACGAAACCACUGAUAACAAUGAGAGUGCUGAUGACAGCGAGACCACCGACAACGAGAGUACCAAUGACAACAAUGAGAACCCUGAAGACAACAACACUGAUAACAAAGAAGAGAACCCUGAUGACAACGAAGAGAACACUAAUGGUGAUGAGAACCCCAAAGGUGGCAACCAGAGCAGCUACGGCAACAACCAGGACAGCAGCGACAGUGACAAUGAAGGAGACAAUGACGGCAGUGAUAUUGAAGAUAAUGACGGCAAUGAAGGUAGUGAUGAUGACGGCAAUGAAGGUGACAAUGAAGGCAGCGAUGAUGACGACAGAGACAUUGAAGACUAUGAGAAUGACCUCGAAGACUCUGACAAGGAUCACCAUAACAGCACCAACCAGGAUGACUAUGAGGACGAGGUAGAGAACAUCUCCGAAGAAGAAUCAUCAGUGGAAGAAGAAGAGGAGGAGGGCAGUGAGGAAGACAGUGAGCAAGAAGGUGAGGACAGCGAUGAUGAGGAAGGAAGCGAGGAGGAGGAAGGAAUGGAAGAAGACUCAGAAGGAGGGGAAGACUCGGAAGACUCCGACAUGGAGGAGGUGCUUCAGGCCCAAAACCCUUGGGCUAACCCGGGGAAGAGGGGCAAAACGGGAUAAACGUCUCACCCUUGUGGGGGCUGCCUCUCUGUAUCCCUCUCCCUCUGCCCCAUUUGCCCUCCCUAUCAGCUAGGGCCGAGCGGCCCCACAUUGCACUUCUGGGGGGUGACUGACUUCGUACACGGGUUUAAAGUUUAUUUUUAUGGUUUAGUAAUUGCAGAGUUCUUAUUUUGGAGGGAGGGAAAGGGGGAUUCCCCCUUCCUUUUGGCCCUCCUCUCCCGCAGGCUUCUGUGUGCUGCUAAACGUAUUUAUUGUGAUGCCUUGGUCAGGGCCCCUCUAUCCCCCUCCUCGUGCUGUGUGGAGUGGACACCCUUGAUCCUGAAGCGGGGAGGGCCGCUGUGGCCUUGGGGGGCUCUACUGCCACCCUGUUCUCCCAAGUCUAUCUCUUUCCCUCCAUCCCUCGCCUUUUCCCACUGUGCCCGCUAGCCCGCCUCGGUGUCUAUGCAAGGCCUCUUCGCCACUGCGGUAUUUCUGUCCCCCUCCCCCAGAAGUCCCGCCUCGUUCCCUGUGAACCGUGGAAAUCCUAAUAAAAUU
Hippopotamus amphibius kiboko is the source of this 2852-nucleotide messenger RNA. It is a transcript of the gene TSPYL2, whose product is annotated as TSPY like 2. Bases 135 to 2318 code for a protein of 727 amino acids. The transcript is spliced from 7 exons. Gene Ontology annotation, molecular function: chromatin binding; histone binding. The record is from RefSeq and is a predicted model, not a curated record. Gene Ontology annotation, cellular component: chromatin; nucleus. NCBI's taxonomy places the organism in Eukaryota, Metazoa, Chordata, Mammalia, Artiodactyla, Hippopotamidae. Gene Ontology annotation, biological process: nucleosome assembly.